UUCAAAUUAAAUACUUUAUACAUAAUCCAUAGGAAAAAUUAAAAUAAAAUGGUAGCUGUCCAAAAAUCUGAUGAUGAAAAUGAGAAGCUCACCGAAGUUGACUUUGAAACCGCCAUAGACUUAUCUGGAUUUGGUUUAUUCAAUUUAAUUUGCUUGCUGGUAGCCAUUCCGGCGAAAUUUGGAGAAAUAUUCGAAACUACCACAAUGUCAUAUAUCCUUCCAAUUGCAGAAUGUGAUCUUAAAUUAACAUUAUUGAACAAAGGAGUUUUGAAUGCAAUGAGCUAUGGUGGUAUGGUUGUGUCUGCUAUGAUGUGGGGCUUUAUCGGAGAUAAAUAUGGACGAAAAAAAUUACUCAUAUUUGGUUACUUAGCUAAUAUGGUCUGUGUAUUCUGCAGCUCAUUAAGUCAAACCUUUGAGAUGCUUGCAGUAUUUAAAUUUCUUGGUGGAUUUAUAGUUAAUGGACCAGGCGCAGCUUUAUUCACAUAUAUAACCGAAGUUCAUGGUAAAAAGUAUCGUUCCCGUGUGCUUAUGGUUAUGGGCAUAAUAAUUGCAUUAUCAAAUAUUGCGAUGCCUUGUCUUUCAUUAGCCAUUUUCCCAAGAGAUUGGAACUUUGUGUUUUUUGGAAGUUUCAAUGUACAUUCGUGGCAAAUAUUUUUGGCAGUUUGCAGUUUACCGUGCCUGAUAAGUGGUCUGCUUUUUACGCUUAUGCCCGAGAGUCCAAAAUUUCUAAUGGCAAAGGGUCGAAAUGAAGAAGCCUUGAAUUUAUUACAAAAUAUUUAUCACACAAAUACAAGAAAGCCAAAAGAAACUUAUCCGGUAAAAUCUUUGGUGGAGGAGGUACCUAAUAGUGAUGAGAGCUCUAAUAGAUACAAUCCAAAUUCAAAGGACAAAGGAAUUUUACAGGCUUUGCGUGUAGGUUUCUACCAAGUGAGACCGAUGUUUCAUAAGCCAUUAUUGAGACAUUCCAUACAUGUCAACACAAUGCAGUUCUUACUAUUUUUCGGUUUGAACACAAUACGUCUUUGGUUACCACAAUUAUUUUCUUCUAUUGCGGAAUACGAAUCUUUGCAUCAGAAUACAGAUGGUUCGGCGAAUAUGUGCAAGGUCUUAGAAUUCAAUGUAAACAAAACAGCAGCGGUUUUGGAGCAUACGGGAACUUGUGAAACUACACCAGAUAUUUCAUUGGAUAUGUACAUAAAUAAUAUUAUAGUCGCAUUCGUUACUAUGACUGCUUUUCUCUUCGCGGCCGGUGUCGUAAAUCUACUAACACCCAAAAUACUAUUAUCUAUUUGUCUAACAAUAUCCGGUACUAUUGGCAUAAGUCUCUACUGGUCCUCAACUGGGCUAUCAACACUAAUUAUAGUCUGCGGUUUUAUGGGUGCGACUAGUAUCUGCACAUCAGCAUUAAUGAGCAUCGUAGUUACACUUUUCCCAACAUCCUUAAGAACCUUGGCAGUAGCAACUGCUAUGAUGUUUGGUCGUCUGGGUACAUUUUGUGGAAAUAUGCUGUUUCCUGUUCUUGUUCAAUUAGGAUGUUAUCCACCAUUUCUGGCAAUUGGAUGCGUUCUUUAUUGUGCGUAUAUCAUUGUUAAUAUACAAUUUAAUAGUUUUUAUAAUUUUAACUUAAAAUAGGUGCUACAGUUCUAUCGUGUCUACUACCAAGCUCCAAGAAGACUGUUUUUAUUUAGAGAACAAACAUAUAUUAUAGA
This is a messenger RNA of Teleopsis dalmanni, 1709 nucleotides long. Its product is annotated as synaptic vesicle glycoprotein 2C-like. Gene Ontology annotation, biological process: transmembrane transport. The record is from RefSeq and is a predicted model, not a curated record. Gene Ontology annotation, cellular component: membrane. Bases 49 to 1632 code for a protein of 527 amino acids. The transcript has 9 exons. Gene Ontology annotation, molecular function: transmembrane transporter activity. NCBI's taxonomy places the organism in Eukaryota, Metazoa, Arthropoda, Insecta, Diptera, Diopsidae.